Molecule: messenger RNA, 756 nt
Organism: Lactuca virosa
Lineage: Eukaryota; Viridiplantae; Streptophyta; Magnoliopsida; Asterales; Asteraceae
Source: the annotation of a GenBank genome assembly
AUGUGUUUGUUCAUAAACUCCUUUUCAUGUUCUAACCAGACACUCCCUGCUAAAACUAGCAAUCUUGCCGGUUUUAAACCAGCUUUAGCAACUUGGUAUGGAGAUCGACAUGGUGCUGGAAGUGGAGGAGCUUGUGGAUGGGCUAAUGAUGUGAAAUCAGCUCCAUUCUCAGCCAUGAUAGCAGCAGGAAACGCCAACUUGUUUUUGGAAGGAAAAGGGUGUGGGACUUGUUAUCAGGUCUUAUGCACUAAAGAGCCAUAUUGCUCUAAGAAUCCUAUUACUGUAACCGUAACCGAUGAGUGCCCUGGUGAAUGUAACAAAGUUCCAUUCGCUUUUGAUUUAAGCGGAACUGCUUUUGGUGCAAUGUCAAGUCCAGGCCAAGCUGAUAAUCUGCGUAAUCUUGGCCAAGUUAACAUUCAAUAUCGAAGGGUAGCAUGCAACUAUGGUAGCACAAAAAUUGCGUUCAAGAUAGAUCCAAAGGUCAACCCAUACUGGUUCGCUAUGGCAGUAGAGUUUUGUGAGGGAGAUGGUGGUCUUGACGCAGUCGAGGUAGCAGCAAAUGGUUCACAAGAGUUCAGAUGCAUGGAGAACAUAUGGGGCGCAGUUUGGGCAGUCAGCAUUGAUCCAUCAUUUCGUGGUCCAUUUUCAUUCAGGCUAUUCUCUAGAAAGAACGAAGGAGUUGUUGCGUUGAAGGCAAUUCCAUAUAGUUUUGUACCUGGACAAACUUAUUACUCGCAUGUCAAUUUUGGAGUCUAG